CAGGUAUCUGAUACUGUUGUGGAACCUUACAACGCUACCCUCUCAGUUCAUCAACUGGUAGAAAAUACAGACGAGACUUACUGUAUUGAUAAUGAGGCUCUAUACGAUAUCUGUUUCCGUACCCUCAAACUGACCACACCCACUUACGGUGACCUCAACCAUCUAGUAUCAGCCACCAUGUCUGGAGUGACCACAUGUCUCCGAUUCCCUGGUCAACUCAACGCCGAUCUCAGAAAGCUAGCUGUCAACAUGGUACCUUUCCCACGUCUUCAUUUCUUUAUGCCAGGAUUCGCUCCUCUCACCUCUCGAGGUUCCCAGCAAUACCGAGCGCUCACUGUACCCGAACUCACACAACAGAUGUUCGAUGCCAAGAACAUGAUGGCUGCCUGUGAUCCUCGUCAUGGUCGUUAUCUGACAGUAGCUACCAUGUUCAGAGGUCGUAUGUCCAUGAAGGAGGUAGAUGAACAGAUGUUGAAUGUUCAGAAUAAGAACAGCAGCUACUUUGUUGAGUGGAUUCCCAACAAUGUUAAAACUGCUGUUUGUGACAUUCCACCAAGAGGUCUGAAGAUGUCUGGAACAUUUAUUGGUAAUACGACAGCCAUCCAGGAACUGUUUAAGAGAAUCUCUGAACAGUUUACAGCUAUGUUCAGAAGAAAGGCUUUCCUCCAUUGGUAUACUGGUGAAGGUAUGGAUGAGAUGGAAUUUACUGAAGCUGAAUCCAACAUGAAUGAUCUGGUAUCUGAAUAUCAACAGUACCAGGAUGCUACAGCUGAAGAGGAGGGAGAAUUUGAUGAAGAAGAAGGUGAACAAGAUGAAGCUUAA
Messenger RNA from Lottia gigantea (owl limpet), 822 nucleotides. RefSeq lists its product as hypothetical. Gene Ontology annotation, cellular component: microtubule; cytoplasm. NCBI's taxonomy places the organism in Eukaryota, Metazoa, Mollusca, Gastropoda, Lottiidae. The record is from RefSeq and is a predicted model, not a curated record. The annotation marks the transcript as partial. Gene Ontology annotation, biological process: microtubule cytoskeleton organization; mitotic cell cycle. The transcript has a single exon. Gene Ontology annotation, molecular function: GTPase activity; structural constituent of cytoskeleton; GTP binding.